Zalophus californianus (California sea lion) is the source of this 2493-nucleotide messenger RNA. It is a transcript of the gene EFNB1, whose product is annotated as ephrin B1. Gene Ontology annotation, biological process: axon guidance; ephrin receptor signaling pathway. The coding region runs from base 25 to 1065 and encodes 346 amino acids. Gene Ontology annotation, cellular component: plasma membrane. The transcript has 5 exons. Gene Ontology annotation, molecular function: ephrin receptor binding. NCBI's taxonomy places the organism in Eukaryota, Metazoa, Chordata, Mammalia, Carnivora, Otariidae. The record is from RefSeq and is a predicted model, not a curated record.
CAAGUGCAGCCUGCUCCCGGGAAGAUGGCCCGGCCUGGGCAGCGUUGGCUCGGCAAGUGGCUUGUGGCGAUGGUCGUAUUGGCACUGUGCCGGCUCGCCACGCCGCUGGCCAAGAACCUGGAGCCCGUGUCCUGGAGCUCCCUCAACCCCAAGUUCCUGAGUGGGAAGGGCCUGGUGAUCUACCCAAAGAUUGGCGACAAGCUGGACAUCAUCUGCCCCCGAGCGGAAGCAGGGCGGCCCUACGAGUACUACAAGCUGUACCUGGUGCGGCCUGAGCAGGCGGCUGCUUGCAGCACUGUGCUUGACCCCAACGUGCUGGUCACCUGCAAUCGGCCAGAGCAGGAGAUUCGCUUCACCAUUAAGUUCCAGGAGUUCAGCCCCAACUACAUGGGCCUGGAGUUUAAGAAGCACCAUGAUUACUACAUUACCUCUACAUCCAAUGGGAGCCUGGAGGGCCUGGAAAACCGGGAGGGAGGCGUGUGCCGCACACGCACCAUGAAGAUUGUCAUGAAGGUUGGGCAAGACCCCAAUGCUGUGACGCCUGAGCAGCUGACCACCAGCCGGCCCAGCAAGGAGGCAGACAACACCAUCAAGAUGGCCACACAGGCCCCCAGUGGCCGGGGCUCCCUGGGUGACUCUGAUGGCAAGCAUGAGACUGUGAACCAGGAAGAGAAAAGUGGCCCAGGGGCAAGCGGAGGUGGCAGUGGGGACCCCGACAGCUUCUUCAACUCCAAGGUGGCAUUGUUCGCGGCCGUCGGCGCCGGCUGUGUCAUCUUCCUGCUCAUCAUCAUCUUCCUGACAGUUCUGCUACUCAAGCUGCGCAAGCGGCACCGGAAGCACACCCAGCAGCGGGCGCCCGCCCUCUCACUCAGUACCCUGGCCAGUCCCAAGGGGGGCAGUGGCACGGCGGGCACCGAGCCCAGCGACAUCAUCAUCCCCUUACGGACUACAGAGAACAACUACUGCCCCCACUACGAGAAGGUGAGUGGGGACUACGGGCACCCCGUCUACAUCGUCCAGGAGAUGCCGCCCCAGAGCCCAGCGAACAUCUACUACAAGGUCUGAGGGCCCAGCGCGGCCUCGGGCCCCCGAGGGACAGUCGGCCAGGACUGCACCUCUCCUUUCUCCCCCACGCUCCCCUCCCCAACCAGCUGUGCCCACCUUUGUAUUUAGUUUUGUAGUUUCUUGGCUUUUAUAAUCCCCCUUUUGCCCUGCCCCCUGGGCUUCGGAGGGGGUGCUUGUGCCCCCAGCCCCCAUGCUCUUGUGCCUUCCCCCUCUGGCCAGGCCUCUGGGCUCUGCAGGGGCGCCCCUUCUUGGAGGGCAGGGUUGGACGCUGAUGGACAGCAGGCAGGAAGAUGCUCCCCUGGCCCUGCCUCCCCUCCCCCCUCCCCCCCUUCCCAGGACUGUUUGUCCACUGUCAUCACUGUUUUUAAUGUUUUUGUGUUCAUUUUUUAGCUGUCAACUCAUUUUCAUCUGUUUUUUAAAGAAAAAUGGAAAAAUGUAAAAGGCAGCCCCUCCUUCGGCUUUCUGAGCCUGGCCUAGCCCAGUUUAAGGGAACUGGGGCACGAUGUGGCCAGCCAGGAAGCAUAGGAUGGCAUUUCUUUUAUAAACGCCUUGGUAUUUGGGGGAGGGGUGGCAGGCCAGAGCUGUUCUUGCCCAGGAGGGAAGACGAGAGGGCUAUUGGGCAAAGUGUCUCGCCCUGCCCUCCUGACCCUCCUUCUACAAAGCUGAUCUUGGCAAUGGGGUAGUGGCUGCCACCCUUCCACCAAAAAAAAAAAAAAAAAAAAAAAAAAUCUCUUCCUUGUGGGAUUCUUGGGCAUCUCCUGCCUCCCUCACUCUCACGGUAAUUAACGUCUUAAUUGGCUGUUGCCUGGGGAACAGGAGAGCUGCUGCAGGCAGAUGACCUCAUGGGGGUGGAGGGAGGUGAGGUGCCCAGGUGGCUAUUUGCCCUGCAGAGCUGGGAGUUUCCCCUCCCCCUCCCCGCCCUGUUCUCUCCUCACCUUUGGCAUCCUUUGGCCUGGUGGGGAAAUGGAGGCCCAGGGCAGAGACCUAAGCGGGUAUAAGGCCAGGAGGCCUGCUCCUUUUCUGGGCUCUAGCACAGGUGGGUGCCCCCUCAACCCAGCUUCCGCUGGCCCCUCCAGUCUUGGGCCGGGGCCUGGAAAGAGGAAGAGGCUGCCCAGGGCUGGGCCAGCACGCCGUGCACUUUGACCCCGGCUCCUUGCCAGCACGGCUGCGUACAGACGGCCACUUGAGUGCGCUUUGCAGGUGCUCCCAGAGUGGCCAUGGAAGGAGCUGGGCCUUUAUGCCCCCCACCUCCACACUGGCUCCUGGCCCGCUGCCCACCCCAGUGCCAGGUGGGAGAGGGAGCCAAACAGCCAGCCCCUUCCAGGUGGCAGUCGGAAGGGUUUUUUGUUUUUGUUUCUGUUGCCAUUUGUGUAAAUACUAGUCUUUUUUGGAAGAAAUAAUGUAAAGAUGUUUUGUAUAAACUCUGAA